Molecule: messenger RNA, 2814 nt
Organism: Jatropha curcas
Lineage: Eukaryota; Viridiplantae; Streptophyta; Magnoliopsida; Malpighiales; Euphorbiaceae
Product: LMBR1-like membrane protein
Cellular component (GO): membrane
Source: RefSeq, a predicted model, not a curated record
ACAGCAGAAAAAAAAAAAAAAAAAAAAAAAAAAAGAGUAAAGAAAAAAGAAAAAGAAAAAUUGCAGCGAUCGGGCCUUUCUCGGAUCCGCUUUACCGGGUCCCAUUAUCUACCUGUCUAAACACAUUUUCACAGCAGAGAUUAUUGAAGAAGAAGAAGGAGAAAGUGAUAGAAGAAGAAGAGGCGGAGAGAGAUGUGGGUGUUUUACCUGAUCUCGCUACCUCUAACCCUAGGCAUGGUGAUUUUGACGUUGAGGUACUUCGCUGGACCGGAGGUUCCUCGUUAUGUCUUUUUCACCGUCGGAUACACCUGGUUCUGUUCUCUUUCCAUUAUCAUCCUUGUUCCCGCCGAUAUCCAUACGACAAAAUUUCAUCUUGACAAUGGAGGCAUUUCUUUCUUUUGGAGUUGGUCGUAUUGGAGUACGUUUUUACUUACAUGGGCUGUGGUGCCCCUUAUCCAGGGUUUUGAAGAUGCUGGAGACUUUACUGUGACGGAAAGAUUAAGGACUAGCAUACAUGCCAAUUUGGUCUUCUAUUUAAUUGUGGGAUCUAUUGGGCUCUUUGGACUUAUCCUUCUCAUCAUGAUGCAUAAGAUAGAGAGUGAAGGUGUGCUUGGUUUUGCCAUGGCAUGCUCGAAUACUUUUGGACUUGUUACAGGCGCCUUUCUUCUUGGUUUUGGUUUGAGUGAAAUUCCCAAAAGCCUAUGGAGAAAUGCUGAUUGGACAACUCGCCAAAAAGUUCUUUCUCAUAAAAUUGCCAAAAUGGCUGUGAAGCUUGAUGAUGCUCAUCAAGAACUUUCAAAUGCUAUUGUAGUUGCUCAGGCAACAUCCAAUCAGAUGUCCAAGCGUGACCCUUUGAGACCUUACAUGAAUGUCAUAGAUAACAUGCUAGCUCAAAUGUUUAGGGAGGAUCCAUCCUUUAAACCACAAGGUGGCCGAUUGGGAGAAAAUGAUAUGGACUAUGAUACGGAUGAGAAGUCAAUGGCAACACUUAGACGUCAUCUUAGGGGAGCUCGUGAAGGUUAUUAUCGUUAUAAAAGUGAGUAUAUGACCUAUGUCUCAGAAGCCCUUGAACUGGAAGAUACAAUUAAAAAUUAUGAACGUGCCAGUUCAACUGGAUGGAAAUAUAUUUCAAGCUUCAGACCUGCUCGAACUGGUAAAUUGGGGUCACUCUUUGAUACAAUUGAGUUUUUUUGGCGAUGCAUCCUGAGAAAGCAAUUUGAGAAGCUCUUGGCUAUCAUACUUGGAACUAUGUCAGCUGCAAUUCUUUUAGCAGAGGCAACUCUGCUACCGACUGGAGUUGAUCUUUCACUUUUUUCAAUCCUGAUUAACUCUAUAGGAAGGCAAGAACUGUUAGUCCAGGUGUUGGCUCUUGUGCCUUUGAUGUAUAUGUGCGUCUGCACGUACUACUCUUUGUUCAAAAUUGGAAUGCUGAUGUUUUACUCUUUAACACCCAGGCAGACAAGCUCAGUCAGCUUGCUUAUGAUAUGCUCGAUGGUUGCUCGGUAUGCUGCUCCAAUUUCAUACAACUUUCUCAAUCUCAUCGAUCUUCACGCUAAAACCAUAUUUGAAAAGCGAAUGGGAAAAAUUGAUGAAGCUGUAUCUUUUUUUGGAAGUGGGUUUAACAAAAUCUAUCCUCUCAUAAUGGUUAUAUACACCCUGUUAGUCGCAAGCAAUUUCUUUGACCGUGUGAUUGGUUUCUUUGGGAGUUGGAAGAAAUUUAGAUUUCAAACUGAAGCAGAUGAUACUGAUGGAUUUGAUCCAUCAGGAAUGAUUAUCCUACAAAAAGAACGAUCUUGGCUGGAACAAGGAGAAAAUGUUGGUGAGCAUGUUAUUCCAUUGGCAAGAAACUUCAAUAGUGUGGAUAUCGAGUCUGGCAGCAGUAAUGCAGAAAAGGUGGCUGUUGAAAUGAAGGCAACAACUAGUUUAGUUGCUAAUGACAUAAAGGGAAGCACAUCGACCCCUUUAAAAGAAGAGAAUCGUAGAUAUAGCACCAGCAAAGAAGCCAUCAGCAACAAGUACGCAGCCAUGAGAGAACAGAGUAGAAACGCCAGUACACCACCUGUGGAGAAGAAUAUCGCCUCUGCUAAGGUGUCAUUGCUCAAUGCAGGCACAGCUGAAUCCAACACCCCAACAGGUGGGCCAUCUGGUUUGGUGUCAAAAUGGGAAUCAAUGAAGAAUGGGUUUCAAAGCUUUAAGGCAAACAUAGGGGUUAAAAGAUUUCUACCUUUACGCCAAGUUCAGGAAACUAAACUUGUCUCUCGUGGUUCAUCAUUUGAGUCUCUCGAUGAGAUAUUCCAAAGAUUGAAACGGCCAUCUGAUGAACGUGGCGUUAACAGUGAUGUUAAUAGUGAUGAUGAUGACGACACUGUGGAUGCAAUAUCAGGCCCUGGCAGAUGAGGUUGGAUUUGUCAGAGGAAUAGGAAAUUGUGGAUGUUGUAGAAACUGAAACACAAGAUGUAUAGAUAAACGGGUGAUGCCCAUCUUACACCAAAUUUUUUCGACUGAAAUUUAGGAGGCUGAUCUACCAGACGGAGAUAUCAUACAUACAUCAGAAAUGGGAAAACUCAGAUAUACGAUAGGAUGGACAGAGAGAAGAUGAAGAAGAAAAACGUCCACUAUUUUGAAUCGUAGCAGUAAAAAGUAAUUUGAUGUCACAAAAUAUUUGAAAACAAUGUCCUUAUUGAGUUAUUAAUUUGUAAAGAAGAUAGCAUGCCCCUUGGAAUCGAAGGGCUUGAAUGCUUCCAGGAAAUGUUGUAUUUAGCUAACAUAAAUAUUUUGAAAUUAUUAAAAUUUUGACUUAAUUCUUAAAAAUAA